This is a messenger RNA of Polistes dominula (European paper wasp), 2985 nucleotides long. RefSeq names its product nuclear pore complex protein Nup107 (gene Nup107). Gene Ontology annotation, biological process: post-transcriptional tethering of RNA polymerase II gene DNA at nuclear periphery; mRNA export from nucleus; protein import into nucleus. Gene Ontology annotation, molecular function: structural constituent of nuclear pore. The record is from RefSeq and is a predicted model, not a curated record. Gene Ontology annotation, cellular component: nuclear pore outer ring; nuclear pore. Lineage: Eukaryota; Metazoa; Arthropoda; Insecta; Hymenoptera; Vespidae.
UUUCAUGAUUGGUUAAUUUUAAGCCAACAAAUCAUUCACAGGUUAAAGCGAUUAAUUCAAUUUUACAAACUGAAUAAUUUCUGAAGUGAGAAUAAUUAUAUUAAACAAUGGAGAACGAAAUUAAUAUGAAAGAAAAUUUAGCACAGUCAAUACGACUUUUGAAUCAAGAAAGUAAGCAAAGAAAAUCAUUUUUAAGAUUAAAUACUAAAAGUACAACACCACAGAGAAUUUCUUUGCAAAAAAGUAUUCAUUCUCGCAAAGAUGUCGAAGAUUUUUCGGAUUUAGAUAUAUCUUUGACUGUUGCACCUCAUGAAUUACGUGAUAUAAUGGCAUGUUCAGAAAAGAAUGAUAUGACUAUGAGAGAAAUUAUGGAAGAUAGUAGCGUAACAGGAGUUAUUUUGAAAGCCAACGAGCCAUGGCGGGAAGUUAAUACCAAAUUAUUUUAUGAUUUCUUACAAUGCAUACAAGCACAUCUCUCUGAACUACAAGUGUUCGAUACUAUUGCUGAUUUUAUACAAAAUUGUACCGAUACUUUGGAAAUAAUGAGAGGUAUGCAAGCUAAAGUUGAAAAUACAGCCUUAUCUAUGGAAGAAAUAGCAUUAGAAAAUGAAAGAAACACCUGGAGACUCAUAUAUUGUCUUUAUCAAAAUAGGAUAAACGCGUCAAAUUUUGAUACCAUGAUGGAAGAUAAUUCUGAUGUAACUUAUAUAUCAGAAAAAAAUAUAAUAGAACAUUUAUAUAAAACUGAAAGAAAAGUAAGGGAAUAUCAAUUGAUUAUAGAUUGGUUAGAAAAAAAUGCAUUGGAUCAAGCUAAUAAAUCACCAAGUAUAGAAUGUUUUACUGAUAAAACUGUUGCUUGGGAAAAUACGUUGUAUCAAUUGCAAAAUAAGAAUAUGGGAAUAGCUUUUGGAUCUUCCAGACCAUUAAUAACAUCUAUGGAUCCUGAUGCUCCUAUAAGAGAAGGCAAACCUAUUCACGAUUUAGAUAAAGAAGAUGACAUUAGACUUGAAAAAAGAAUGUUUAUAGAAGUACGUUGUGGUCGUCUUCAAAAAGCGCAAGCUUUAUCAAUUCAUUGCGGUCAACCGUGGAGAGCUGCAUGUUUAUUAGGAUGGGUACCUCAUCACGAUCCAAAUUAUAAUAAUCCUUUGACAGAUACUAAAUUACCAAUUAUAGGUAAUCCUAAUAGAGAUCUUUGGAAACAAUGUGCUUGGGAACUUUCACAAGAUAAGCGUGUAGGUCAGUUUUAUCGUGCUAUUUAUGCCAGUCUUUGUGGGAAUGUUCAACAAUUGUUACAAGUAGCUAUGUCUUGGCAAGAUGCAUUGUGGGCUUAUAUGAAGGGUCUCUUGGAUGUUAGAGUUGAAGCUGAAUUAAGAGAUACAAUGCCAAAAAAUCAUGCACCAAUGCCCGAAGAAUAUUGGAAGAAUAAUAUUUCGUUGGAGGAAAUCUUUAAGGAACUUCACGCAUCUAAAAAUGAAUUGAUACGUGCUCAAGCUAAUACACCGGAUCAUCUUAUACAAAAGUAUUUAAUAUUAGAUCAAAUUCCAAAGUUAAUGGAAGAAAUAGAAACAAUGAUUGAUCUAGGAAACUGUGAUCCCCAAUUUUUAAGAUUCUUAGCACAUUUAAUUCUAUUUUUACGACAAACUGGAAAAAAUAUGAAAGAUAAAAUAGGAGAUAAAGUAUUACAGGCAUAUGUUAGAGUUCUUAUCAAAAUAGGCGAUCCAAUUUUGAUCGCAUUUUAUACAGCUACCUUACCACAGGAAGAUCAAAUAUCAAAUUAUGCCUCGUAUUUAGAAAAUAUUACCGAUUUCGAGCAACGCAAGAGAUGUUUGACUGCUGCCGAAGAUGCUAAUUUGAAUGUUGAAGCUAUUACAAAGACAGUUGUUGAAAGUAUACGUCAAAAAAAUACAGAAGUUAAAUCUGACGAUUUAAAGGGUGCUCUCACAAAUGCCGAUUUGGAAAAGAUCAAUGCUUUGGAUUGGGUCAUUUUUUAUAGAAACCAGCGAGAGGAAGCAUUGUGGCAAACUAAUGCAUUAAUAAGAUAUUUUCUUACCAAUGACAAAAUCGAUGCUGCUCGCAAAGCUUUCAAUAAAAUCCCACCAGAUUCUAUUGAAUCAGUAAUGUCUGAUUAUUCAACUAUGGAAAAUACACUCGCAAAUCUUACAUUAACUGAUAAUUUAUCAAAAAAAGCAUCAAGUACUAUUAGAGAAUUUCUUUGUUAUAAAACAUAUCUUGACGCACAGGAAGGCUUUUCGGAAUGGUUUCAUCACUUCCAUCAUGGUAAACCAACUCCAUUGGAAGAUUUAUCAGCGUAUGCAACAUUCACUGAAAAAGUUGCUUAUGAUCAUAAGAAAGCUCAAUAUAAUACCGAAUUAGAUAGAUGGAAAUGUACUAUGCAACAUCAUACUAAGGCAGUUAAGCAGCUUUUAUUUAACGUUCUUUUAUUUCCUGAUGGUGGUUGGCUCGUUGACACCAAUAAUAAUUCAGACGAAGUUGAUAAUGAAUCAAAUGAACCAUCAAUACGGGAGGAAGUAUUAAGGGAACAUCAAUUAAAAAAAUUACGUGAAUUAUGCAUUCCAAAAAUUGCAUUAUUAUUACAUACUGUCAUGUCUGAAAUGAAUGAACAUGCCGAUUGUAUACAAUUAGCCGAUAUCCUUGCAUGCGAGCAAUAUAAAUUGUUUGAAGUUAUCCCUAAAGGACGACUUCGUGAAAUAUUUAAAAAAAUUUGCGAAUCCUCCCUCAUUCUGAUGGAUCAGAAAAAGGAUCCAUGGGGAUAUCCAAAAUAGUUGUAAAAUAUUAUUGUAAUUUGUUUUAAUACAAAAAAAAAAAAAAUCUUUUUAUAAAAUCAGUUUAUUGUCAACCACAAGAAGUGAAUAUAAAAUUUGAUACAAUGUUCAAUAAUUUAUAUAAUUAAUACAUAUUAUACCAAAUAAGUAAUUACUUUUAGAUGUUUGUUUUAUGCAGUUGCAAAUCAAUAUAUUACCGUAA